AGUUACCCGGGAGACUAAUGUUGUAACACGUGGAAAGUUCCGGAUUCUGUAAAGGUCGCUGUGGUAUAAAGCAGCGUGACAGCGUUUUUAUUGAAACUCGGAUAAACUGAUCUAAUUGUUCAACAUGCCGAGAGGAAGCAGAAGCAGAACGUCAAGGAUGCCCCCUCCAGCCAGCCGGGCACCACCGUCACCACCACCUAUGGCCAGGGCUGCGCCCCCUCCCUCCCAUGUCCCGGCUCCAAUGCAGACUCCUCCGUCCGCUGUUGGUAUGCCAGCCGCAGCACCCAGGCAGCCAGGUAUGUUUGCCCAGAUGGCGUCUACAGCUGCCGGGGUGGCAGUAGGCUCUGCAGUAGGCCACACCAUCGGCCAUGCCAUGACUGGAGGUUUCAGCGGAGGACACUCGGAGGCUGCCAGGUCUGACGUCACAUACCAGGAGCCAUACCAGGCCCAGCCCAUGUACCAGCAGGGGGCUCCGCAGCAGCAGCCUCAGGCCUGCUCCUACGAACUCAAGCAGUUCAUUGAGUGUGCCCAAAACCAGAGCGACCUGAAGCUCUGCGAGGGCUUCGGCGAGGUGCUCAAACAGUGCAGGUUUGCUAAUGGUCUAUCAUGAGAGAAGACUGUAGCUGCAGAAUGAAGAUGACAUCUGCUGUGAAUAUUAUUAAAGAUACUGGGAAGAUGUAAUUCACAAUCAAUAAACAUGUUUUAAUAUGACA
Messenger RNA from Archocentrus centrarchus (flier cichlid), 713 nucleotides. RefSeq names its product coiled-coil-helix-coiled-coil-helix domain containing 2 (gene chchd2). Gene Ontology annotation, biological process: mitochondrion organization; positive regulation of transcription by RNA polymerase II. The record is from RefSeq and is a predicted model, not a curated record. Gene Ontology annotation, cellular component: nucleus; mitochondrion. Gene Ontology annotation, molecular function: sequence-specific DNA binding. The transcript has 4 exons. The coding region runs from base 125 to 610 and encodes 161 amino acids. Lineage: Eukaryota; Metazoa; Chordata; Actinopteri; Cichliformes; Cichlidae.